AUGCUAGUGGCUGGUUCUAAUCUUCUGGGCAAUAAUUUGGAAGAAAAUAAGUUGAUUUUGCGACAAAGAUCACCGUCCACAUCGUCUUCAUCGUCAUCAUUAUUUUCUAGGUCAUCUUCUCGCUCAUUUUCUUGUACAAAAUGUAAUUCAGACGAUUCCAAAAAUAGAGAACUAGAAGACUGUAAUCCAGAACUCAAUAACAUAAUAAGUUUAAAUGCAGAUAUCCACGACCUCAGCCUAGAAAAUAAAACCAAAGAAAAUAAGGUCAGC
This is a messenger RNA of Brenthis ino (lesser marbled fritillary), 270 nucleotides long. The record is from the annotation of a GenBank genome assembly. NCBI's taxonomy places the organism in Eukaryota, Metazoa, Arthropoda, Insecta, Lepidoptera, Nymphalidae.